AUGGCUGUCGCUGUGCUGAUUAUUACGAGAACUGUCAGUCCAAGCCAUCUGGCAGGCAUCAGGUUGUGGAAAGUUAAUAUUCAACCUGAACCCCUCCCUUACAACCUUGGAGAUGACAUGGUCUGCACUCUGCUUCAAUUCACAUAUUACACUGGCAGAGCAGUAUUUGAUCAACACACCAGUUCCUGGGUGAAGCCACUGCAUUAUAUCUCUUGGCUGAUAGGACAUGAAGGUAGUGGAAGUGUGCUCUCCAUUCUUAGAAAGAAGUUUUGGGCUCUUGCCUUAUAUGGAGGAAAUGGUGAGACAGGAUUUGAACAAAACUCUACCUAUUCCAUCUUCAGCAUUUCAGUGACUUUGACAGAUGAAGGCCUUAAAUAUUUCUAUGAGGUUAUUCAUCUUAUAUUUCAGUAUUUAAAGAUGUUGCAAAAAAAUGGACCAGAAAAAAGAAUAUGGGAAGAGAUUCAGAAGAUUGAAGCUAAUGAAUUUUGUUUCCAGGAACAGAGUGACCCAAUUGAGUUUGUAGAAAAUAUUUGUGAAAAUAUGCACAUCUUUGAAAAGGAAGACCUACUAACAGGAGAUCAACUACUGAUUGAAUAUAAUGCUGAAAUCAUUGCUGAUGCCCUUAAUCAACUCAUUCCUGAAAAAGUAAACAUCUUUCUCUUAUCUCCUUCCCACGAGGGACAAUGCACCAAGAAAGAAAACUGGUUUGGGACACAAUAUUGUGUGUUAGACAUUGACCCGUAUUGGAGCAACUUGUGGAACACUGAUUUCCCUCUGAAUCCAGAUUUACAUCUGCCACAAGAAAAUAAAUAUAUAGCCACAGAUUUCUCUGUGAAAGAAGCAAGUAUCCAUGCUCCAGAAUAUCCUACCAGAAUAAUAAACACACGGGAAGGGUGUUUAUGGUACAAGGAAGACAAUAAAUUUGGUGUGCCCAAAGGAUUUAUCUGUUUCUACCUGGUAUCACCAAUAAUAUUAAAGUCUGCAUUGAACAUGGUGCUUUUUGAUACUUUUGUCAGCAUCCUCAGCCAUAACCUUGCUGAACCAGCAUAUGAAGCCGAUGUUGCUCAGCUGGAAUAUAAAGUGAUGGCUAAAGAGCAUGGCUUGGCCAUUCGAGUGAAAGGCUUUAACCACAAGCUACCUUUGCUGUUUCAUUUGAUAAUCAAUAAUUUAUCUGACUUGAAGAUCACACCUUCAAAUUUCCAGAUAAUAACAGAGCAGCUGAAAAGGUCAUACUUUAAUUAUCUCAUCAAAACAGAUACACUGGCCAAAGAUAUACGGCUAUCAAUAUUGGAACAUGGCAGAUGGUCAUUAAUAGAGAAAUAUCAAACUUUGAUUAAUGGUAUUUCUAUAGAAUCUCUGACGAAAUUUGUUGGUGCUUUCAAAUCAAACCUGUGGGUAGAAGGACUUGUCCAAGGAAACUUUACAAAAAAUGAGUCAAAGGAGUUUAUGAAUUAUAUCUCUGGAAAAUUGCAGUUCCAUCCUCUAAUACACCCAUGUCCUAUUCAGUUUCGAGUGAUGGAGUUGCCUAAUACUCACAUCCUAUGUAAAGUGAAAUCUCUUCACAUUGGGGAUGCAAACACUGAUGUCACAGUCUAUUACCAGACUGGAGCUAAGAAAUUAAAAGACUAUACACUCACAGAACUGCUUGUGAUGCACAUGGAGGAGCCAUGCUUUGAUUUCCUAAGGACCAAGAAUACACUGGGUUACCAUGUCUACCCUGCUACAAGAAAUACUUCUGGGAUCCUGGGUUUUUCUGUUACCGUAACAACACAAGCAACCAAAUAUAAUUCUGAAUAUGUUGACAAAAAAAUAGAAGAAUUCUUUGCACACUUUGAGGAAAAACUCCAGAAUUUGUCUGAAGAAGAAUUUCUUACUCAGGUCUCGGCUCUAAUCAAGCUUAAGCGCACAGAUGACUCCCAUCUUGGAGAAGAAGUAGACAGAAACUGGAAUGAAGUGAUUACUCAACAAUAUGUCUUUGACAGACUUGCCCGAGAGAUUGUAGCACUAAAAAGCCUUACUAGAGCCCAGUUGAUUGACUGGUUCCUACAUUUCAGGAGAAAGCAUAGGAGAGUUUUGAGCAUCCAUGUGACAGGCUAUGGUAAACAAGAAGGAGAUUUGAAUGUUAGACCUUCUUCCGUUGUCCAAGAGUCUAUGUUUAGCAGAGAACCUCAACUGACCUUUUUGCCUUCUUCUCCUCUGUUGAAUAUCCCCUCUAUACUGGACAUCAGAGCUUUCAUCUCAACUCUUAACAUUUUUCCUUACCACAAGAUACUAAAGUAA
Molecule: messenger RNA, 2280 nt
Organism: Protobothrops mucrosquamatus (brown spotted pit viper)
Lineage: Eukaryota; Metazoa; Chordata; Lepidosauria; Squamata; Viperidae
Product: nardilysin-like
Exons: 22
Coding region: 1-2280 (759 amino acids)
Molecular function (GO): metal ion binding
Source: RefSeq, a predicted model, not a curated record